AUGAAUAAAGCUGAUGACAAGUGGAAGAGACCUCCAAGGAUGGUUAACAGGAAUCGUGAUACCAGCAAGUGGUGUGACUUCCAUAGAGACCAUGGUCACACCACUGAAGAAUGCACACACUUGAAGGACAACAUAGAAGACUUAGUUAGGAGAGGGUACUUGAAUCAGUUUAAGCAGCGUGAUGACCCUCCCAGAAGGAGGGAUAAGGAUAGAGCAGGCCGCCCUGACCGCAGAGGAGGUCAUAGGGGCCCAGCCGGAGAUAGAGACAGAGAUGGCAAGCCAGAAGGCAGGGUGUAUGUGAUCAGCGGGGGUCCACCGCAUGCCACAUUUGACGAGUAUGACGAGAAGGGCAUAAUUUACCCUCAUGAUGACCCGCUGGUGGUGACAAUGAGAAUCGCAAACUGGGAGGUGGAUAGAAUAUUGAUAGACGGAGGCAGCUCAGCCAACAUCAUAUACAUCAGUGCGUUCAACGAGCUGAAGUUGGACAGAAAGGACCUGAAGAGGGUGAGCUACGAAGUCACCAGGUUUAAUGGGUCAACGCUUACCCCAGAAGGCAUAAUCGAACUCUCAGUAUGA
Chenopodium quinoa (quinoa) is the source of this 576-nucleotide messenger RNA. RefSeq lists its product as uncharacterized. NCBI's taxonomy places the organism in Eukaryota, Viridiplantae, Streptophyta, Magnoliopsida, Caryophyllales, Amaranthaceae. Bases 1 to 576 code for a protein of 191 amino acids. The transcript has 2 exons. The record is from RefSeq and is a predicted model, not a curated record.